AAUUAUAAAAAUAAUAUUAUUAUAAUAGUUAGACUUUAUUAGGACAAAAUUUCUUUAAAUUUGGUGCCAUCCAGGAUGUUGUUAUUGUUACUUGUAAUUCUUUUUCAACCACUAAUCUAGAUGAUAUUUUGUCUUUCAAACAUUUGCAGCAGAAAACCUUUCCCCCUCCCCCCCAAAAAGAUUUUCAAUUCAAAAGAAUUCAAUCAAGUCAAAUGCUUAUUUCAAUGCCAUGUCACAGGGUGAGUCUGUUCUUGUUCAGCUGGAGUAAGACCAAGUACAUUGCAAUAUGUCUGUACAAGGCAAAUGAAUGGGCUCUUAGUUCAUCUUUUAGAAUAUCGAAGUCUUUCAAAUAAAACAAGAAUUACUCCUGUAGACUCCUGGUCAGUCGAUUAAGUAGGGCUGGCUUCCUCCUGGCUUCCAUUUGUAGAGCUGGUGUUUUUCAAAUUGGGAAGUGUCAGGAACACUUUGAAAAUAUAUCCUUGAUAGUUGGGAAUUGUCCAUGAAUGUGUUUGCUUUGUCUUUUUAGGAUCCCAGCUUGCAGACCAUGAGAUGCUUUAUUUAGUGAACUUCAUUUUUCAAAAAUAAUCCACCAAAUAUUCAAGUCUCAAGAAGAUAUCUUUGUUAUAUAAUGAACUUACUUCUUUAUUACCUCUAAGGAAAAUGGCACAAACACCCACAUGAAGAAGCCAAGCUAGCCAUAUUUCACAAUAAUGUAGGUGUCCUGUGCUUUGCCCCAUCUUAUCAUACAACUUUGCAAAGAACCUUCCUUUUAAAAAACCAAACCAAACUCUUACCUUCUCUCUUAUAAUCAAUACUGAGUAAUAGGUCCAAGGUAGAAGAGUGGUAAGGGCUCAAAAAUGGAGGUUAACUGACUUGUCCAGGGUCACAAAGCUAGGGCUGAGGCCAGAUUUAUACCCAGGACCUCCCAUCUCCAGGCCUGGCUAUCCAUCUAGCUGUCCCAGAACCUUUCUUCUAAUGGACUGGUUUUCAUAGCAUUCUUUACUCUCUUAACUUGAAAACUGCCAGUUUGUCACUCCAGUAUUUCAACAGAGAUGAUCAUCCAUAAAAUAUGCAACACGUUUCCAUUGCACAAGGAGCUGGCCAUAUGCUUAACUUGUGCUUAUACGUCGACAUUCUGAACAUUGGUUGAGCGCUGUCACUGUAGGGUCCAAUAAAAUUCUCCAACAUUAUAUCUUUUCCAUUAAAAGACAAAAAUUAUUUUGACACUUUCCCUUAAGAUGGUUUCUCCAUUCAUGGGUUUACACAGUAACAAACUCCUCAGUGGCAGUUUCAGCAACCCAGCAUACAUAUGUAAUCAAACAGGCAUCUUAAACUCCAUCUGUUACUUCAUCUGAUUGUGGUAUGAGAUAGGAAGAUUUUUGUUUCUCCUUUAAUUGAUUGCAGAGGUUCUAAGCUGUCUGGGUGCUUCUUUUUUAUUAUGCCCCACCAUAUUACUGGCAUAUGAAACCAGGCCAACCAAGCAGCUUUGCCCAGGAUUGGCCAAGUACUAUUUUGGCCACAUCCAGAGCACUGACAUCUCUCCCAUGGAUUGAGUCUUUACGCUGUAGAGUCCAAUAUAAUUCUCAAACAUUAUAUCAUUUUCAUUAAAAGUCAAAAAUUAUAUUGACAUUUUCUCUUAACAUGGUAUCUCCAUCCAUGGGUUCACACUGAGCCAUAUAGCUUCCUCCAAAAGCAUCUAAUUUUCCCUGCAAAAAUUGUUAUGGCAGCUUAUUCUGCAUUUGCAUGUUCAAGUUGUACAUCGUUUUAUACCAGUCACAAUUAAAAGCAGUCAAUCAAAGGAAAUAUAAUCAUUUUCCCUCUCAUAAUACUUGUGAACUCAGUGAUAAAUUUAGUCGUGAGUAGCAUUUUCUGGAUUUGGACUUUUGUUUCAUAUUUCUGUAUUUCCACUAUUUGCUUGUACUAGUUUUAUUGACUUUGGUGAAUAUUCAUUUUAAACUGGUAAAAUGUUUAUCGUGUAAGAAUAUUAUUUCACUUUUUUAAUUAUUUAGAGGCAAAAAAAAUUGAGGCAUUUAAAUUUUAACAUUGAAAAUACCAAACUAUUUUCUAUAACUCAUCUUAAAUUAUUUCAGUGUUUUUAAAGUUUCAGGGAUUUUUUGGAAACCAGAUUAUUGUAUUGUAAUUUACCAUAAUGAAUUAUAUUGAGAAAUGUUCUGUAUUCUGGUAUUUUGGCUUCCCUACAAAGAUUUUUAAAUGUUGAGUUUAUACUCUUCAGGAUUAAAUAAAGCAGGCAAUAUGCUCAUACAUCUAAGUCAGAGCCUACUGAGACUCACUAUGAUGGUGGUGUAGUUGAUGCUAACAUGGAGGCUGGACAUAACCCAAUUCAAACUGGAUUAAGUAAUUACCACACAGUACAAGAAAAUUGUCUGUUAGACUCGUUUUGGUUGGCCUUGAUUUGGACUUUGUUUUCAGUGGGAGAAAAAAAAACAGAUAAAUUUAUGUGGAAGUUAUAUUUGAAAAUAUCUAAUGAUUUUGGUCUUGCUUUGUGCUGGGACAGACAUCUCAGAUGGGGAGUGAAGUUGCCUAGAGAUAGAAAAACAUGGCCUCAUUGAUUAAUAGGCAAAUAGAAUUGGAGUCCACUGUUACUGAGUCAAUUGUCACAUACUCUGCCCCUAUCCUCUAGCAGGUGGCAGUGGAGAAAAUCGGGUAGAAUGAAACUGUACUUUAAUGUUUGCUUUAUGUGGUUUCUUCUUUUUCUCUCCUGGAGCAGUUAGUCUUGGUUCUUUGACAUAUGCCUCCAUGAUAAUCUUCUUGGUUUACUUCGAUAUAUAUGAACAUCUGUCUAUAAAAUUAAGUUGCAUUUGUUUUUUUUUCAGGCAUCUUUGAGUCAGACCUUUAAUAAUGUGAGUUCAGACAGUAUUAAAGAUGGGCAGACUUGAAGAGAUUUCUAAGAGACAUAGUAUGAUAUAGAAGUUUUAUUCUUAUGAAGUCUUUUUCAAAAGAGAAAUGAAAAUAGAUUUAUUUAAUCCUAUGCUAUAUUAAAUCUUUUUAAAACAGUCUGAAGAUCAGGUAAGUACUCUCAGCAGAUGAUCAUUGGAAUUCUUUUAGUGAAGAUGGAAUGAAUAAAUUGCACACUCUCAAAUAUUGAAAAGAUAGGAAAUGGUAAGUGCUUCCCUGGAGAGAAUUCAGAAAGAAAUCCCCAAGUUUACAGAGCAUAUUUCAAAACAACAACAAAAAAACCCACACUAACUGGGGCCCAGUCUUCAAAGAAUUUUAAGAAAUGGAGAAAAUAGCGGUAAGAAGCUAACUGCAAUCUUAGAAAUUGGAGGAUGGAGGGGUUCACAAAACCACAGAUAAUAUUAGAUUGGCAAAAGGGCAGCUCGUUUCUCCUCUACCUAAAGCACAAAUCACAACUACAGAACACCCAACAGAAUGACCAUUCAUCUAAAAACCUCUAGUAGUGAGAGUUUGAUGAUUUACUACUUGGUAACUAAUGUCAGAUUUCUCUUCAUUUGGAUUAUGAUUUCUAAAUACAUGUGGAAGAAUUAGUCAGGAAAUAAAUAGCUUCUUCCUCUAGUACUUUAAGGGUUACAAAGCACUUUUCUUAUAGUACCCCUGUAGGAAUGACAAGGGACAGAGUAUAUACCCAUUUUAUAGAUGGGGAAACUAUGGCAAAGAAUUAUUGAUGAUUUGGCUGAAAUCAAUGGACCACCAGGUGAUAGAGCUGGGAUUUGAGCCUGGAGCAAGUGACUCUUGGUCUAAGCUUCUUUCUCCUAUACCAUGCAUGCACUUUAUGUUGAGAUGGUCUUGGAAUCAAGAAGUGCAGAUGACCUUAGUCAAGUCACUUCCUCCACCAGGGUCUUGAUUUCCCUCAUCAAAAAAUGAGAAGCUUAGCCUAGAUCAUAUCUAAGGUCUCGUUCCAACUUGAGCGUUCUUUUGGUUCUCUGAUAAAAAAUAGUUGGUCUUAACAGAAUAGUGCAAAGACAGAGGAAGCAAAGGAGAAGAACCAAAAGUCUAGAUGGUUCUAGCUACCGAGAAUUGAAGAACAACAUGUAAAUAGUACCAGUUAUAGAAGCUACUAUACAGAGCCUAGAAAAUUCACUCCCUUACAAAUCAGUAAAUUAUUCCAAAAGCCCCAAGUGACCACUCUGAAGACAUGGGACGUAUGAAAGAGGGAAAAGAGAGAAUCACAUUCUUUUUUAAUGUGUUAUUUGAUAUUUCUCCAAAUAAUAUGAAUGGCAUUGAGUUUGUUUCAGAUCACAAUGCAAUUAAGUUUCUUGUCAAGGAAUGAGAUGACCACAGUCAAGGCUUAAAUGUGAUAAUGAGUGUUACUUUAUCCAGAGUAGGUGAGAACAGUUCUCUCUUGUUAGCCAUCAAAAUGACUGCCCUGGUGCUUGUCCCAAAAGACUCAGAGUCUGACAUUCUGCUUCAAGAACAAGAAAAUGCUCUUUCUCCUAGGGAAGAACAGUCUGAAGACCAAGACCUCCAGGGCCUCAGAGAUAAACCCCUGAAGUUCAGAAAGUUGAAGAGGGAUAAAAAGGAGGAGAAAGAAGGAAAACAUGAAUUCCCACAGCCAUCAUCACACCAGUCUGCCGAACCAGCAGAGGCAGGAAAAGCAGAAACAUCAGAAGAGGCUGGGUCAGCCCCUGCUGCACCUGAAGCUUCAGCUUCUCCUAAACAACGGCGUUCUAUCAUCCGAGACCGGGGGCCCAUGUAUGAUGAUCCCACACUACCAGAGGGCUGGACAAGAAAACUGAAGCAGAGGAAAUCAGGCCGUUCUGCUGGGAAGUACGAUGUCUAUUUGAUCAAUCCACAGGGAAAAGCUUUUCGCUCCAAGGUAGAGUUGAUUGCAUACUUCGAAAAGGUAGGCGACACCUCCCUGGACCCUAAUGAUUUUGACUUCACGGUAACUGGGAGAGGGAGUCCCUCCCGACGAGAGCAGAAACCACCCAAGAAGUCCAAAUCCCCCAAGGCUCCAGGGACAGGCCGAGGGAGGGGACGGCCCAAAGGGAGCGGCACAGUGAAACCCCGGGUCACAGCCUCAGAAGGGGUCCAGGUCAAAAGGGUGAUUGAGAAAAGUCCUGGGAAGCUCCUAGUCAAGAUGCCUUUUCAGCCGUCACCUGGGGGAAAGGCUGAAGGGGGUGGGGCCACCACGUCCACCCAAGUCAUGGUGAUCAAGCGCCCUGGCAGGAAACGGAAAGUUGAGACCGAGCCACAGGUCAUCCCUAAGAAACGGGGCCGUAAGCCGGGGAGCAUAGUGGCCGCAGCUGCCGUGGAAGCCAAGAAGAAAGCAAUCAAAGAGUCUUCCAUCAGGUCCAUUCAUGAGACCGUGCUGCCCAUCAAAAAGCGGAAGACCAGGGAAGCCGUCAGCAUCGAGGUGAAGGAGGUGGUGAAGCCUCUACUUGUCUCCACCGUGGGGGAGAAGAGCACGAAGGGACUCAAGCCUGGAAAGAGCCCAGGUCGGAAAAGCAAAGAGAGCAGCCCCAAAGGGCGGAGUGCCAGCACCUCCUCUUCCCCCCCGAAGAAGGAGCAGCAGCAGCAGCAGCAGUACCACCACCACCACUACUACCCUUCCUCAGAGUCCCCCAAGGCCCCACCCCCACCUCACCCCGAGCCAGAGGGCUCCAAGGACAGCAAAAGCCCCCCCGAACCUCAGGACUUAAGCAGCAAAGUUUGCAAAGAAGAGAAGAUGCCAAGAGGGGCUCCACCAGAGAGUGAUGGCUGCACAAAGGAGCUCGCUAAGACUCAGCCCACAGCUGCUGCCGCCUCCGCUGCUGCCACCGCCGCCACCGCCACCACCGCCACCACCGCCACCACGGCAGCAGAAAAGUUCAAACACCGAGCAGAGGGAGACCGAAAGGACAUUGUCUCGUCCUCCAUGCCGAGGCCAAACCGAGAGGAUCCUGUGGACAGCCGGACGCCCGUGACAGAGAGAGUUAGCUGACUUUUGAAAAAGUGGAUUUAAAAAAACAAAAGAAUAAAGGCAGCUGUUGUCUCUUCUCCUUCUGGGCAGGGCUCGGACAAAGCUUCCCGAUUAACUGAAAUUAAAAAGGGUUUUUUUUUUUUCAGUCAACUUAGAGUUUCGUGGCUUCAGGGUGGGAGUAGUUGGAGCACUUAUGACAAGCACAGUCAGGUUGAAGACCUAACCAGGGCCAGAAGCAGCUUUGCACUUUUCUAUAAUAGGCUCCUUCAACAAGGCUUGCUGCAUAUACUACUGACCAGACAAGCUGUUUAUCAGGCUUUUUAGGAUACACCAGCACCUGCCCUCCAUUCAUCCCUGUUGGGAGAGGGAUGGUGUACUGGUUGUCACUAGAGACCUAACAGAGUAGGGUUAGUGGGAGCUUACAUUUUCAGUGCCAUUAACAUUCUAGUCCAAGGUCUUAAAUUAUUAUGUUGGGGGAUUUGGGUUUUGUUUUGUUUUCCUGAGGGGGGUCGGGGGAGGGGGGAUUCUAUUCCUUAGGAAAGAGGGUCAAGUCAGACGACAGAGCGCAGAGCAGUUGGCUCUGGGGGAGACCUUGACUAGGGGCCAGGUGGCAUCAUCUAAUCCCAAGGGGCUCCAAGUGAGUGUUAGGGUAGGGAAAGAUGUUACGCUAGGAGAGAAGCCUAAAAGAAGAGUGGUUAGAACCCUUCCCACUGGGAGUUGACUUGGAAGUAGGCCCCUCUGGAGGGAUUCCCAAUCACCAAAAGCAAUCUUGAGCUGUAGCUGCUUAUUUAGUGGACCUCACGUAUGUCCGGAUGAGAGUGCACAGGGUGGGCUGGGAGAAAGAAAAAUGUUCUUCCAAUUCUCUUCCAGUGCUAUUAGCUUAGGGACAGGUUAGAAGUAUUUGCACAAUUGUGUGAUCGUUCCCAUCCCCACUUCAAAACAAACUGGCUGAAAUGCUCAACAGAAGACUGGCUUCAAUGGGCGAUCUGCCCUUGCCACUCACCCAAGACACUGGCUUGAUGGGGUUCUGAAUUCCCUCUAUCUGCGCUUGUUUUCAAGUGGGAUAUUAGCACACAGGGUUCCCACGAAGCUUCGAAACUCUAAGUGUUGCUGCAGUUUUAUAAGGACUUCCUGACCAUUCUUUUUUUCUUCCCUUCUGUUUCUCCUUUCCUUUACAAACUCUUUUGCCCCCUCUCUAGGCAUCAGCAGUGAGUGCUCUCAAUUUAGUUGCACAUUGAACUAACUGGCCCUUGUAGGCUCCUAGCUGGGUAAUCCUAACCGAGCCCUGGGACAUGUACACCUGGUCACUUACUUUCUUGCCAGUAAGGAAAAUCAUUUGAUGAAUCUGGUCAUAAGAGUUUGAGGCCCAGCAAACACAAAAAUCAUAAACCUAGUUGCCCUGCCCUACCCCCCCCCCCCAAAAAAAAAGCCUUUCCAGGCUUUGAUUACUUAGAAGCAAAAGAGAAGUUUAGAAAACCACUUCACUCUGAGGCCUGCCAGAGUGACAAAGGAAUCCUUCUGCCUACCAAAGCGAUGAAACAAACCUCCUUAGCCAAGUGGACAGCACAAUCACAAUGCUUUUUUCUCCUCUCCAUUUUGGCCUUUCAAAGGUCACAAGCUGGUCCUCUUAGGGCACAGUGUUACAAAUAAAGAGAACACUCCAAGAUCUGGUCCAUAAUCUUGAGCCCAGCUCCCGGAGCACAUACCUGCUCUUCCCACUUCCCAUGAGCUCUCCUCUGAUGGCAGAUUUGGGCUUGAACCCUUUUUCAGAGAGGUUGAAUAAGGCCAUUUCUUCCAUGUCUGAAUCUUGGUGGGAGGGGCAGGGCUUGCUUUCCAUCUGCCUAUUUUUUUUUCAUUUGUUUGGGGAAGGUUUAUAUCUUUUUAACCUUGCUGGGGGUUCAGGAAGUCCUUAUCCUGCUGUAUACCUUCAUCAUAUUGGUAUCUCCUUGUCUGUGUUUACAGAGAUGUCUCUUGUAUAGAAAUCUAUCAAACUGCGAAGCACCUUAUCAAACAGUUAAAAUGAGAGCGCAGCUUUCUGCUUCUACACACACUCACAUACAUGCACACACACAUAUAAUACAUGUGAGCUGCUGCAGUGAACUGUCAAAUAUGUGCCAUCUAGUCUCUUUCCAGUCAUUAUUCCCCAGCUUCCUUAGGAGGAUGUAACCACAAAGGAUCGAACUAUUAUCAAAAUUAUAUUGCAUUUUCUUGAUUAAUCUUUGGUAACCAGGAACCAUAGUUGACAGUUCCAAUCAGUAACUUCCAAAGGGAGUUUGUCCUUUCGGUCUUUCUGCAGUUGUUCAGCCUUUAGUAGAUUUGUCUCAAUUUGCUGAACAUCAUAGGACUACCACAAAAAACUCUCAUUGGUCCCAGCCCUUAGGCCCUUACCACUUUUCAAUCUUCCUGCUUCACUGCUGAUAACACCCCCCCAAAGGGAGGGGGUUUAUGGGUUGUCCUAGGAGGGUGUAAUUCCUUUGUAGCACCUCUUCCACCUUCUCUAAGGAGAAACGGCUCCCAAGCCUACCACGUCUCCUCGCUCUGGAUUUGUGUGUUCCUUAAGUCCUUUUUUAAUGGUGGAUUUCUAAUGGGCCUCCAGAGGACACCCACAUGUGCACUUUAACUAGUCUGUUUCUUGAAGCCCCUUUAUCAUUGGAAAGGGAUAUUUUUAGUGUUUUGGUUUGGUUUGGUUUUUGCUUGUUAUACUUCAAGUAUUCUUAGACUAGUAGAAUUGAGCUCUUGGGACCAUCAUCAGGGAAGGAUAGUUCAGUGUUUCACCCUAUCUGAUUCCCUGGAAAGAGGAGUCUCUGGUCCCCACAGAGUCCCAUUGGACUCUUUCUGACGCACGCUUCACCUCAUUCAAGGGUAUUUUAGACAGGGGAGGUACAGCACUUGAAAAUGAGAAUCUUUCCUCUGGAUGAGUCAAAUUCUGCAGCCCCCCUACCUCCCUCUUCCUUCACUGAAAUGUCUAAAGCUGCAGGUGGUGACCAGGGCUCUUUACAUUUCUGGUGGUUUUGUUUUUCCUCCUCCUCCUCUUUCUUCCAACCUUUCCUCUCCUCCCGCAGCCAGAAGGGGCCUGAGUCAGGCCCCCUUCAGGAGACUGAGAUUUCUCCCUCCCUUGAAGGGCAGUUGGCAUGGUCUCCUUGCAUUUAUUUUUCACCGUGGCUCAAAAAUUCUCUCCAGCUGUGGGGUACUUUCCAUCUUUUGCUCUGAGGCCCAGUGUCACAUCUGGGAAAUGAGCUGCCCUUGUGAGAGUCUGUGCUUUCCAAGUUUGAACAGGACAGGGUGUUGGAAAAUGAAAGAGGGUAUGAAGUUUGGAUAUCAGAAUGCCAAAAGUGUAGCACCAGGCACUCAUUAGCAGUGUGGCCCAUGCUAAGUAUAUAUUUGAACACUUGAGACGCCUGGGCAGCCUCUCUUAAUGACUACACCGAGACAAUACUGACGACCUUCUUGUGUCCUUGGGGUGGAGGACAUCUUUGAAAUCCUAGGCUUCCUUUUCAUCACUGGAUGUCACCCUCCUGGUAUCUUGUAUUACAGCUCCACCUAGGUAACAGCUGUAACAGACUUAAGCACCACUCCUCUCUGCCCAGGGGAUAAGGAGGAGUAGACUGAUGAUUUCUGAAACACUCCAUUACAUAUUUGGGCAGGGGCUCUGCCUGAGCCCUCGGUUGUCUCAUAUUCCCAGGAAGAGACACCAAAAGACCGAAUUAAAAGAGGGCUUCCCAAUGCACAGCCUGGAACCCAGGGUGUUAAAGGCCCCAAUGCAAUCCAUGAACCCAGAACUAUUGAUAGCAGACGUGAGCCCAGGACUGUUACAGCACAUUGAUUAGGAGGCUGAAAUAGAAAGGUGUCUUGAGGCAAUUUUGGUUGGCCAUACUUACUAUUGACAUGUCUGUUCCUGGACUAGAGAUUAAUUGAUGAUGAAAACUUUAGGGGACUGUCCUCACAUGCCUGAGCUGAGGGAAAUCUGCCCCUCUCUAAAGUCCAUCAAAAAAAGAACACUGACUUCCCCACAGACAUCGAGGAAAGCAUGUUCCUUAGUGGGUCAUCUGAAUUUUCAGUUAUUUAAGAUCAGAGACGCGAGCCCAGGAAAGCAAAGAAUAUAGGCUACAUAAUCCAUAGUAGACAAAUUGGGAUCCAGCUGGCCAGAGGAGAAAUUUGUAGCCAAAUCCUAGUGUCUAGAGAUCAUAGGAUCAUAACCUUAGGGCUGGAAAAGACUUUGGAGGUCAUAGAGUCCAACCCCUUCAUUUUACAGAUGAGGAAACUGAGAUGCAGUGAUUUUCCCAGGAUCACACAGCUAGUGUUUGAGGUAGGAUCUGAGCUCCAAUCUUAAGUCCAGCCUGAUAUCCACCACUUCACACUGCCUCUGAUUUACUGACUUGAAUUUGGCACAGCUUUAGGUCUCCGGUUAGUUUGUAGUGGCUCCAUGCCUUGGUUUCCCCGAUUGUCAGAUAGAAACGAUCAAGGUAAAUUGAGAUCCUUUGAAUCCAUCGAAGUGUAAUGGGCAAGGGCCAUUUUAAAAAUCAGACUAGGACUUUUCCCAAUCCUGGUGACUGGCUGGCACAGAGAAUUCUUUCUUGAUUGAAGAUGCUUUUCACGUGGAUUUGAAUUCUGGGGCCAGAAUUUCCUCAAGCCCCUUCAAGGGGUCACUCAGCAAAAUCUCCUAAGUCAGUACCAAUGGAGAACUCAACCACUGUGUGAGUAAUAAAUGCAAAUGUCCUUUCUGAGCUCAUCAUUGAGAUAAAUACAUCCAUCAAGUGACUACUGAGGCUGCGGAGUGGAGGGAAGAUGGCAGAAGGGAAGCCUGACAUCCCUGUUUCAAUGUUCUUGGGUAUAGGAAGGGAAAUGGGCCCUUUUCCCAAGCAAAGAAAGGUUUUCUGACGUCCUACUACUGUCACUUUCAUGGCCUGUUUCCGAUUCACAGAAUAGAUGGUUAGCAUUGUCUGCCUACCUUUUCUGAUCACCACAUUCACCGUCUCUUCAUUUCCACCAAGUCUCCCAACCUUUGGGAGCUCAUAGUACAGCAUCUGAAAAUGAUUGCACUUUAACAGAAUUCAUUGAAUGUCUCCAUUUGUAUAUUUGUUUCUCUUUUCAAAGAGUGUCCUUGUACCAUUGUAAAGAAUGCCUGCUUGUGGAUUUUACUCCUCCUGGGGAAGGAGGGAUGGUUUUGCUUUUGGUGUUCACUCCUGGCCUAAUCACAUUUCAGAAAGUGUGCUGUGUGCGUGCGUGCGUGCGUGUGCGUGAAGAGGAAAUGAAAUGUGAAUGCCCGGCCCAAACCUAGAAACCAUUUGGGUGUUUGUGAAUGGACAAAAGGCCCAAAUCUUGCUAAAGUCUUGGUCUAAACAUCAUUCGGAGUUAGAACUUAUUAUAAAGUGACAGCUGGACAAAGUAGACAAAGGAGGAACCAGGUCAAGUCCUUGCUGUCAGGAUGGUCACGGGGAAGGGGCAAGGGGAUGCAUGGGUCUUGUGCCUGAAAUGUUCAAUCGAAGUCUCUGCUACCCUUGGAAAAGGUGUUGGCACUUUUACCAUUUGGAAAUGAAAGCCACGUUCUACCUGGUCAAAGGAGUUGCGUCUUCAUCAGUGGUUUUCUGGACUCAAGAUCAGAGUCCAUCUCCUCUUUGGACAUGAGCUUCAAAAUUUGGAGGUAGAAAACCUAGGUUUGAAUCCCAUCUCUCCUCAGUCUUGCCUGUGUGACCCUGGGCGAGUCCCUUAACUUGACUGGCCCUGUUUCCUCAUCUAUAGAAUGAGGGCCGUAGAGCUAGUCCCUUCAGUUCCAAACCCAUGAUCACUUCAUGCUGUCUCAUUGUGGGGAGAGGGGGGAGCUGCCUGCUUUGCCAAGAGAUGGUAAAACCCAACUCUUGAGCCAUACCAAUAGCCUGGGGGCAGGAAAGGGUGGGAGGUGAAACGUGGAUUCUCUGUUCCUAGAUCUUUGACAGGGCCUGCUAGAGCCCUCUGGUCCCUGCCACCCAAAACCUGCUCCUCUGCUGGAUCAUGCAGAGAGAAGGCACUGCUGAAUCAGGCCUGAGGACCCCUGGGAGCUAAAUAAAACCCAAAGGGAGGAAAGCUGAGUGGUUUGGAAAAGACCCGAGUGUGUGCAAAACCCAUGGGUUGCUGCACGGCCAGAAGGCACAAGACAGAAAGCUGAGGAAAUUCAGCUCCUGCCCGAAGGAAGGCCUUGAUCCUCUGAGUGUCUCUGUUAAGUGGCAAAGCUCCUCUUCCUGGCAACGAAACCAACCCUAUCCAGAAUACCUAGACUCAAGCAUAGGCCUGAUUUUUCUCUCUUGAUUCUGGGAUUUUGUUUUUCAGUUUUAAUCCUGUUCUUUUCCGUCCCUUUUUUUAAUGCACCGACUAGACGUAAAAAGCAGUCUAGUUUUUAUAUAUCUGUAUAUUGCAUUAUAAACUCAUUUUGCUUGUAGCUCCACAAAAAAAGGCCUGUUGGAAUUAUACCUGUUGCUUAUUUACAAUAUUCCUGAUUAUCCAUAGCCUAGGGCAAGGGAAAAUAAAGGCGAAAACAAACCUACCACUCUGCCUGCUGGUCACUUUGUCUGUUAAGCAGAUCUUGGGGACUCUGCUUCAGUCCUCCUCCUCCUCCUCCUCCUCCUCCUCCUCCUUUCUUUCCAGGGCUCCCAGGGAGCUGGCUAAGUGAGCAUCAGGGGCUUUCCCAAUGGGAGCACUUGGUAGCUUUGUUUGGGGGUGGGGGUGGCAGAGGGAGGAACCCCAGGAGAUGCCUUGGCUGUGUAUGCCUGAAGAUUCUGGACAGGCCCAUUUCGCCCAUUACCCACAUCCUGGGGCCCAGUUGCCCAAGCCAUCUUCUUGGCCAUUGUGGGAUUUUGCUUCCAACUGGGGGGGGGGGGGCAUCAAGGUAUUCUGGCUUCUCGUGUGGCCUGAUGUGUUCAUUUAUGACAGUUGUGAGUUGAGAUGCAACAGGUCAAUCGUGGUAAGGUUUAAAGCAUAACCCCAACAGCUGGGGAGCCUACCAGCUUUUCUCUGGACAGUACAAAGCCAACCCCAUGGGAUGGGGCCAAGGAGCAGAGAGAGCCCUUUGGCUUUCUAAAACUGGCCACCAUCCUGGGCAGAACCACCAGGCCCUCUGGGACCAUCAGGAACCCAGGGGCCACCUUCCCAUUCAGAGGUUUCCUCUCAAUUCACAUCCUGCCCCUUUCAGGCAUUAUUGCUUUCGGUGAGCAGUAGCUCCGAAUUAGCAAUACCUGUCUGAGAGAAUUGAGCUAUCGAAAUUCUUUUUGAUCCUUAAAACUCGAAACACUCAUUUUUCCAAAGCAGAGUCGCCAGAGCCAAAACCUUCCAUCCAGACGGUGUUGCUUUUUCCGGGGGCUCAGUCCACAUAUAAAGAGGAAAUAAGUCUCACCCAGGUUGGCCAGGGCUGAGCCUUGAAAGGUCCCUGGGCAGGUAGGCCUCGAUUUGAGGAACCCACUCCCAGUGGGCACUCAGUAUUAAGUCAUGAGGUUUCCAGCACCAUUCCUUUUUCAGCAACUGUUAGAGAAGGGAGGGAUGGGACUGCCUCUGCUGCCGUUCUGCCACUGGUGAGCGAGCGGGUGUCCUAGUGUGUCCUAGCGUGUGUGUUCGUGGGUAAAUGGACAACACUCGAUACCAACACUUGCCGGUUGGUCACCACCACCACUGACGGCCCGAGAACGAGGACGCUCUUAGUGCUAAAUACAGCUGAGUGUCCCAACUCUACAUUCUCUGCAACAUUGACAACCAAGUGCAAACUCGAAGCCUGCUUCUUCCCUUGCCAUCCAAGCCUCCCUUGUGCGUUGCUCCAGUCAAUACUAACAGCGCUCCAGAAUCUGACUUCGCUUCAAGAAUCACUAGUUGAUGACCAUAUGACCAAAUAUUCCAAGGACUGUUAAUUAAAUGUAUGCUGAGUUCUUUCUCUGUACAGUUAGUUAGUUCUUCUAGGUUACCUAUGUACCUGGCGCCGUGGUGUGUGCUGUGCUUUCUCUCUCUCUCCUUCCUGCCUUUCGUUGUUGUCCUUAGGUUUUCUUUCUGGUUUGGCUUUUGAUUUGGGUUGAUUUUUUUUUUAAUUUUGUAUUCCAAGCCUGGGAUUUUCUCUGCUAGUCUCUAACUGUGGUGUUAAAAGUUUCUAUUUGUGUAUUGUUUGAUGGGUAAAAGGAGCGUUUCUAAGUAGAUCUCUUCUGUGUUUGAGCUAAAGUCUGUAUUUGUAACCAUGUUAAAGUAAUUGUUCCAGAGACAAAUACUUCUAGACAUUUGGGGGAGGGCGGGGAGGGGAGGGCUAGAUGAAUCAAUUCUUUUUUUAAAAGUGGAGGCUAAAAGUGAAAAAGAGCUUCUUUUUCCCUCUAGGGAGGCCUGAGGCUUGCUGAGGGGGCCAUAACUCCCCUCAGCCCUGCCCAUGGCCAAAAACCACAUGAGAAGCAAAGCCUGCUGGGGCCUCUCUGCAAAUCCCUUUCAAAGCCAACACACAUGCAUCCAGGAGCUGAUCUGUCUCUGUUCUCUUGAUCUUGGCUGAAAGCAGUUUUUCUUGAAGGAGGUUUCUCCCACCUGUGGUCCCCAGUGAAUUACUUUGUCAGUUUCCUGAAAAAUGCCACAGGUUUAGUUUAGUUUCACUGGGGAAAGAGAGGAGACAGUGGUUCUUUUUCUUUUGUAGGGAGAAUUGGGAAGAGAGGGAGGAAAGCUAAGCAGACAUUGGAGCCAGGAUCUGUGCAGGUUAUUUAAAGAGUUUAUAAAGAGAGAACUCUAUUUUUACUAUGAUAGGUCACUUAGGUUUUCAAAAAGGAAGUAAAUCAUUGUCAGCCCAGACUGGGAAUCCAACUCUACCCUCCUGAACGUUAAUUCCCCAAAUUAGCCGAAGGUUUACAUGCCACCCUCAUUGGGAUUCGCCACUUAAAACUUCCCCCACCUAACUCCCAUAAUGCACAUAAUUAACAAGAAGGCUUUUUGCCGCCUUUUUUUCUAAUGGCAACAAAUCAAUUUUGGAGGGUCCCCCUUUCUUUGAUUUCUUUUGGCCCCUAGUCACAUUUGCCCCUUCCAUAGUGAAAGAAAAAAAGCAGAUCCACCCCCUCUAGGCAAAAGAGGUGGGCUGGAGGCACUGGGCACAGGAUUGACACCUGCCCCCAUCUGCCCCUACUUUCCAGAAACCACAGAACCUUCAAGAGUUUAAGUGCCCCUUGCAGUUCAGCUCCAAAGCCUCACUAUGGGAUGGGAGAGAUGGCAGCCCCUAGGCCAUGCUGACAGAACGCACCCCCACUGGAGAGGGAAUGGGGAAAUGGGGUAUUGAGGGGAACCAACCUCUUCCUCAAGCCCUCGAUUGCAUUCACCUUGGGUUUUUGUGUUUGGGGACAAUUACUUUAGAAAAUAAGGAUUGCUCUUUUGUAGUGUUCAAAAAAGGUUCUUUGUGUAUAGCCAAAUGACUGAAAGCACUGAUAUAUUUAAAAAAAAGCAAUUUAUUAAGGAAAUUUGUACCAUUUCAGUAAAUCUGUCUGAAUGUACCUAUAUACGUUAAAAGAAGUCCCCUCCCCCUCAAAUCCCUGUAACCUAUUUAUUAUAUAAAAAGUUUGCCUUAUAACUUUACAUACAAUGUCCUUUUUGUGUCUUUUGUUGUAAGCCUAGUGGUUCCCCCUCGAGUCUUUUCUUCUUGGAAAAGAUGGGCAGCACGCUAUUGGACUUUCUUUCUGUGAGUUUUCCUUUCUACCUGUAAAAGCAGAAUACUCAGCAUGCAUUUCUCUCUAAGUGACUAGUUUGCAUCUUUUGUUGGUAAGUACUGUAUCCUGUGCUGUUAGAAUUUAUCUAUAAAUCUAUGUAAAAAGUAA
Monodelphis domestica (gray short-tailed opossum) is the source of this 15666-nucleotide messenger RNA. Lineage: Eukaryota; Metazoa; Chordata; Mammalia; Didelphimorphia; Didelphidae. The record is from RefSeq and is a predicted model, not a curated record.